Oncorhynchus gorbuscha (pink salmon) is the source of this 2518-nucleotide messenger RNA. RefSeq names its product protein ABHD15-like. The record is from RefSeq and is a predicted model, not a curated record. The transcript has 3 exons. Lineage: Eukaryota; Metazoa; Chordata; Actinopteri; Salmoniformes; Salmonidae. Gene Ontology annotation, molecular function: monoacylglycerol lipase activity; short-chain carboxylesterase activity. The coding region runs from base 600 to 2141 and encodes 513 amino acids.
GUUGAGAUUGAGCAGCGAAGCGUUCGCAGCUCUGCAUUAUAUUACUGACAAUUCAAAGGCGCGCGCCGAGAACACCAUGUAUCCCGAUUUGGAACGACUUGGAGAGGGGGUGUCCAUGCCUUUCAUGUGGUGAAGGAGAAAACACUUUGCUUCAUUUACCCAGGAAUAGACGUAGAGGAAGGUAGCCCUUCUGAAGUGGAGUGCUUUGUUUUGAAACACAGUAGAGGCGACGGUGGGUGUUCUCCAGUAUACAGUUACGAUCAGCCAUCGAAACUUCUGCUUCAAUCAUCUGUUUUCAAUAAGGAUUGCGUCUGAACUGAAAACGUAAUUAACCAUAUAAGGCUGGAGAUGUCACAGUUGAAACGUUACUGUAGGAAAGAAAGUGGAGACCCUGUUGUGCGCAUUCUGGUUUAUCCCAAAGAAAGCAAGUAGCCUAUAUGGUUACGCGCACGUUGUGCUUUGUGAGAAGAGGAUUUCAACCAAACGAAAAUGGCCCGGAUUAUUCUUUGCGCUUUGACAUUAGUUUUGGCUGACUUUAAUUAAACAUAACUGUAGGUUAUAACUAACUGAACAUCCGUGGAAUUCACCCCACAGUCCAAAUGAUGGAAUGGCUCGUUGCUUUGUGUAUUGGGAUUCUGGUGGCCGUCAUUUGGUCAGCUUCGAAAUAUUUUGGUACCCAGGGCGAGCCAGACGCACUCCUCCAGGGGCUCGGAAUUUCACGGCGGCAGACGAAGGAGAUGGUCUCAAAGAGGUGCGUCUCAAAUCGGGGGGUCCCGGUGGACGGUGCUAAUGCCCAGACAUCCGACAGGGCAGGUGAGAAUAAAGUCCCCGAUGUUGCGCUGAUAUGCAAACCCUCGGCGCUGGCCAACUAUCUCUUCAAACACUGCAGGACUUUCAGCAAUUUCAUAGCGUGCACUGGAUGGACUUGGCGGGCGAGUGCGUUUCUUCAGACAGUUUACGGCGCGUGCUGGCCGUACGAGAGCCCGGCGUAUUUCGUGCGGGACUACCUGCAGUUGAGCGACGACGGUCUGGUGGCGCUGGACUGGGCAGUGUCGAUGGCCGGUGCGUCGUACCAGAAACGGAGGAGAACCUCGAGUAAUUCCACGAGCCCAAUCCUCCUCAUCAUACCCAACUCUUUUGGGAAAAUCACUAGAAAUGUUCUGAAGCUCUGUGAGGUGGCGUUGUCCCAUGGCUACCUCCCUGUGGUGUUUAACCGGCGCAGCCACAACGCCACCCCCCUCAGCACCGUCAAGCUGCAACAGUUUGGCGACCCAGGGGACCUACGCGAGGCUGUGCGCUACAUGCGCUACAGGCAGCCCGUGAGCCGGCUGUACGCGGUGAGCGAGAGCACGGGGUCCGGCCUCCUCCUCUCCUACCUGGGAGAGUGUGGUUCAUCCAGCUACAUGACGGCUGCCGCUUGCCUCUCGCCAGUGUUCCGCUGCCAGAGCUGGUUUGAGAAAGGACCCAUCUGGCCCCUACACUGGGCUCUGGUGACUUACCAGAAGAUAUGCCUCAACAGGUACAGGACAGUGCUGGGUGAGACAGUGCACACCGAUGCCCUUUUCUCCAGCUGUUCCAUGCGUGGCCUGGAGGAGGUGUUGUUCUGCCAGCAGCCAGGCCCUAAAGGAGCCCCGGCCCUAGCAGGGGGCACCAGCAGCAGCAGUGGUGGAGCCUGGGAGGCCUACUGGGAACGCAAUGAACCCCUCCGGGACGUAGACGAAGUCGCCAUCCCCGUUCUGAGUGUCUGUGCUCAGGAUGACCCUAUCAGAGGAGACCCCCAGUCUACCCUUCCCCUGGAACUCUUCGAGAGCAACCCCCACUUCUUCCUGCUGCUGACCACCAGGGGGGGACACUGUGGCUUUAACACCCAGGAAGGAGGUGCUUUCUCUGGGGUAGGGACCUUUGGAGGGACACCUGGGACUAGCUGGAGCCACCGGGCCCUGCUGGAGUUCUUUAGAGCCACCACGGACUUCAUUGCGGCAGAGGAGAGGGCUAAGCAGGCUGCCAGACGGAGGGGCCUGGGGGGUAGCAGCCAGGGCAAAGUCUUCAGACAUCGUAGUGUCAGUAGCUGUAGGAGAAUGCCUGCAUGCUCACAUAAUAUACACACUAUCUACAACUGGCAGAGGUCUUAUACACGAUGAGCUGAGGUGAUGAUAUUGGAUAUUAUGGAUCAUAAGGGAUUUAUAUUAUGGAUGAUAAGGGAUUUAUAUUAUGGAUGAUAAGGGAUUUAUAUUAUGGAUGAUAAGGGAUUGAUAUUAUGGAUGAUAAGGGAUUGAUAUUAUGGAUGAUAAGGGAUUGAUAUUAUGGAUGAUAAGGGAUUUAUAUUAUGGAUGAUAAGGGAUUUAUAUUAUGGAUGAUAAGGGAUUUAUAUUAUGGAUGAUAACCUCUUGAUACUAGCCAUCCCGGAUCCGGGAUCGUGAUUACAGCCUCAAGCUCAUUACCAUAAUGCAACGUUAACUAUUCAUGAAAAUCGCAAAUUAAAUUAAAUUAAUAUGCUAGCUCUCAAGCUUAGCCUUUU